AUGAUCUCACGCCGCGACAAAUUGCUGCAGCAGCCCUGGGAGCAGCUACGCUAUGCCCAGCACCGCGAGAAGGUGAUGUCUGCCCGCCCGGCCAUCGAUACGCAUACGCCGCGCAUCCACGAGCACGUCCAACGCAAGUGGAAGAAACAGCAGAACGAGCGAGAGCGUCAGCAGCAGAUCGAGCGUGAAAAUCUACGGCUGCUGCAGAAGCUGGGGGACAUCAUGAGAACGAAACGAAUCAACAAUCUCUGGCUGGAGCCGCGACCCAACUUCCUGAACCGCGAGAAGCAAUUUUACACACGACCCUACUCCAGUCUGCCAGAGAUUGUCACCAUUUAUGGCAAUCAGCCGCAAGGUCCGCUGAUCUACGGCACGCUGCCCAAGCCCACAGUGGUGGGCCGCUGUCCCACCUGCAGUGGCAAUCCGGAACGUACCGAGGUGGCCAUACCCGAGCAGCGUACGCCCUGGGCACCGCCUCGGAAGUCCUGGAACCGCAAGACCCAGCAGCCACUGCAGCAGCAACGUUGCUACCACUGCGGAUCUUUCAAGAGCACCGAACGGAGGUUUUUCGAGGAGUACUCGAACUCGUACUCCUACUCCUUUGACGGGUGA
Messenger RNA from Drosophila persimilis, 612 nucleotides. RefSeq lists its product as uncharacterized. The record is from RefSeq and is a predicted model, not a curated record. The transcript has 2 exons. Lineage: Eukaryota; Metazoa; Arthropoda; Insecta; Diptera; Drosophilidae. Bases 1 to 612 code for a protein of 203 amino acids.